AUGGCCAACCUGGCACCGUUAUCAUCGAGACUCUCACGACCGCAGGCUCAGAUGCCAAUGCUCCCAGUACCGCCCCAGCCGGUCCCGGCAGUACAUAUAUCACAGUUCACGACUGUUGAGCCUUCGAACGGCAACCCUGGCACUGUUGUUAUUCAGACCCCAGGUAUCGAGACUGGCGGAAAGGUUGUCGUUCCUCCAGUCACGGUUGACCCCUCACCAGGUGAACAGUACACUACAAUUUACAGACCUCACACUGGCACCGAUGUUAUCACUGCGCCUGUAACAAUUACCACCAUUGCACCAGCGGGUGGCCAGCCAGGAACAGUCAUCAUCGAAACUCCAGAGCCGGAGACAGCCGGUCCCAACCCGACAGUUACCCUAACCCCUGGACCUAAUGAGUCUUACGUGACUGUCUUCCAACCUCACACCGGAACUGAUGUGAUUACUGGUCCCGUUGUCAUUACCACUAUCGCCCCUGCCAAUGGUCAACCUGGCACUGUCAUCAUUGAAACCCCAGUCGCGCCCGAGUCUACAUCUGCUCCUGUUCCUGCAGACUCCGCCACAAGUGCCCCUCAAGCCACUCCCACUUAUGUUACGGUUUAUCGUCCUCACACCGGACCAGAGAGGAUUACAGCCCCAGUCACAAUCACCAUGAUCAACCCGAGUGGUGACCAGCCUGGAACUGUCAUAAUUGAGACUCCCGACCAGGACUUGCCUCCUGUGACAACCUCUGCUGGCCCUGCUGCUUCUUAUAUUACGGUCUAUCAACCUCACACUGGAACAGACAGGAUCACCGCUCCUGUCACUAUCACGACCAUUGAACCUACAAACGGCCAACCUGGCACAGUGAUUAUUGAGACUCCAGGACAGCAAGCGCCUCCUGUGACAUCUACCCCUGCCCCCACUUCGUACGUAACCAUUUCUAGGCUUUACACUGGAACAGACCAGAUCACAGAACCAAUCACAACGACUGUUCCUCCUCAGGGAGAUCAGCCUGGUACAGUUAUCGUCGAGACUCCCGGGCAGAAGACUCUCGAGACUUCUGCCUCUUCUACAUCAUCCUAUGUGACGAUUACGAGGCCUUACACUGGUAUCGACCAGAUCACGGCCCCCAUCGUUACUACUGUACCCCCUGAAGGUGGUCAACCCGGCACAGUCAUUUAUGAGACUCAAGCUCCUUUCGUCACCGUCUUCCGACCGUAUACUGGAACGGAUCAGAUUACUGGACCCGUGACUGUCUCAACCAUUGCUCCAAAUGGAGGCCAACCGGGCACAAUCAUCGUCGAGACACCUGGAGCUGGCCCUGCCGUUACUACAACGCCUCCAGCUCCAUCAUACGUCACUGUCACCAAUCUUUACACCGGAACGGAGAUGCUUACUGGGCCUACCACUGUGACCACCUUCCCUCCUCAAGGCGAUCAGCCUGGUACAGUCAUUGUUGAGACCCAGGACUCUUAUGUGACUAUUUCGACCCUGUAUACUGGUGCCAGUACAAUCACUGGUCCGGUUCCUCUUACUACAAUUCCUCCUCAGGGCAACCAGCCCGGAACUGUCGUGAUUGGAACUCUUGGAUCAUAUGUUACGAUCACCACUCAGUACACUGGUGCGGAUCCGAUUUCUGGACCAAGGACUGUCACCACCAUUCCUCCUCAAGGAGACCAGCCAGGUACUGUGGUUGUCGAGACACCUCAGUCUUACAUCACUACCACUGUUCCAUACACUGGUGUUGAUCAAAUAACUGCACCUAUCACAGCUACCACUAUCCCUCCAUCGGGAGGCCAGCCAGGAACAGUGGUUGUCCAAACGCAGGCUCCGUUUGCUACGGUCUAUCGCCCUCACACUGGACCUGACAGAAUCACGGCCCCAGUGACUGUUUCAACCAUUGCUCCUAAUGGUGAUCAGCCUGGUACUAUCAUAGUCGAGACUCCUGGAUCGGAGCCUCCUGUCACGACAACACCUCCUGCUCCUUCUUACAACACCGUCUAUGAGGAAUACACUGGCACUGACGACAUGACUGAAGCUAGUGCGAGGACCACUAUUCAGCCUCAAGGCGAUCAGCCAGGUACAAUUAUCUUUGACACCCCUGGAGUUCGUGUUAUUUCCACCAGUGCUGCACAGCCUUCUUAUGUUACUGUUUAUCGACCUCACACUGGCCCAGACAGAAUCACACAGCCUGUCACAGUCACGACUAUCGCCCCUCAAGGUGAUCAACCAGGAACUGUUGUAAUUGAGACGCCUGGAUCUGAGCCUGCAGUUACAUCAACACCGGCUCCUCAACCCUCUUACAUCACUGUCUAUCAACCCCACACUGGUCCGGAUAGAAUCACAGAGCCUGUUACAGUCACAACUAUCGCCCCUCAGGGCGAUCAGCCAGGAACUGUUGUAAUUGAGACGCCUGGGUCUGAGCCUGCCAUUACAUCGACACCUGCUCUUCAACCCACAUACGUCACAGUCUAUCAGCCUCAUACUGGUCCUGAUAGAAUCACUGAACCUAUCACAGUCAUAACUGUUGCUCCCCAGGGCGAUCAGCCCGGCACUGUUAUCAUCGAGACACCUGGGUCGGAACCUGCUAUAACGACAGGUCCUGCCGCUCAGCCUUCCUAUGUCACAGUCUAUCAGCCUCACACUGGUCCUAAUAGAAUCACUGAACCUAUCACAGUCAUAACUGUUGCUCCCCAGGGCGAUCAGCCCGGCACUGUUAUCAUUGAGACCCCAGGUUCAGAGCCACCUAUCACCUCUGGGCCUUCUGCAGAGCCUUCUUACAUUACGAUCUAUCAACCCCAUACUGGACCUGAUCAAAUCACGGCUCCGAUUACAGUCACAACGAUUGAGCCUCAAGGAACUCAGCCUGGAACCGUGAUCAUUGAGACUCCUGUGUCUGCACCAGCUGUCACCACAGGACCACCAUCGCCAGCCCCCGAGCCCUCGUAUGUCACAGUAUAUCGACCUCACACAGGAGCAGACCAAAUCACAGCCCCUGUUAUGAUAACAACAAUCGAGCCCCAAGGUGGCCAACCCGGCACUGUCAUCAUCGAAACUCCUGGUUCUCAACCACCUGUUACCUCGAGUCCGGCUGCAGAUCCUUCCUAUGUUACCGUAUUCAGACCUCACACAGGCGCGGAUCAAAUUACAGCCCCUGUUAUGAUAACAACAAUCGAGCCCCAAGGUGGCCAACCCGGCACUGUCAUCAUCGAAACUCCUGGUUCUCAACCACCUGUUACCUCGAGUCCGGCUGCAGAUCCUUCCUAUGUUACCGUAUUCAGACCUCACACAGGCGCGGAUCAAAUUACAGCCCCUGUUACGAUAACAACAAUCGAGCCUCAAGGUGGCCAACCUGGUACCGUAAUUAUUGAGACCCCUGGCUCUGAACCAGCUAUUACCUCGAGCCCAGCUGCAGAGCCUUCUUAUAUUACUGUAUUCAGACCUCACACGGGUGUUGAUAUCAAUACUGCUCUAGUAACCAUUACCACAAUUGAACCUCAGGGUGGCCAACCUGGUACUGUGAUUAUCGAGACCCCUGGGUCUCAACCACCUGCCACUUCGAGCCCAUCCGCAGAGCCCUCUUAUGUUACUGUAUUCAGACCUCACACGGGUAUUGAUACCAUUACUGCUCCAGUUACGAUCACGACUAUCGAGCCACAAGGGGACAAGCCCGGUACUGUGAUUGUUGAAACCCCAGGAUCAGGUGAGCCUGUUACUUCGGCUCCUGGUCUCUACACAACUAUCUACGAGCUUCAUACUGGUACCGGUGAAUUUACUGGUGAGGUCACCCGAACUAUCGCCUCUCCUGAGGGCGACCGACCUGGCACUGUUGUUAUUGAAACGUCAGGACCUGCGCCUACUGCAGCUCCUGGUCGCUACACCACUAUCUACGAACCCCACACAGGUACUGGCGAGUUCACAGGCGAAGUCACUCGAACUAUCGCCUCUCCGGAAGGAGACCAACCUGGCACUGUCGUCAUUGAAACAUCUUCAGGACCUGGCUCGGCUUCUGACCGUUAUACUACUGUUUACGAGCCUCACACUGGUACCGGGGAAUUCACUGGCGAGGUCACACGAACCAUCGCGUCUCCCCAGGGCGAUCAACCUGGAACUGUUGUCAUCGAAACACCAAGAUCAGGAGCUUCUGCACCCGAAACCUAUACCACUGUCUACGAGCCUCACAUAGGUCCUGGUCCGUUUACUGGAAAAGUUACUCGAACCGUUGCGACUCCUCAUGAUGGCCAACCUGGCACUGUUGUGAUUGAAACAUCAGCGGGACCCGGUUCUGAUAUCGAUCGUUACACCACUAUCUAUGAGCCUCAUACAGGUACUGGCGAGGUUACAGGCGAAGUCACACGAACUAUUGCCUCUCCUCAUGAUGGCCAGCCUGGCACCGUCGUUAUCGAAACCCCUGGACCACAAACAGCAAACAAGGGAGCGAACCCUCCUAUGACUAUUCCUGCCGGAGAUGAUAGCUAUGUGACUGUUUUCAGACCUUAUACAGGAACGCCUCAGAUCACAGCACCCACAACGGUCACUACCAUUGCCCCAACCAAUGGCCAACCUGGUACUGUUAUCAUUGAGACUCCAGUACCGGAAACUAGUACCAGCAGCGAUAUGGGCAAUCCUCCCGUAACUCUAUCUGCCGGAGACGACAAAUACGUCACAGUUUUCAGACCUCACACUGGUACUGAUGUGAUAACUGCCCCAGUGACAGUCACUACAAUCAGUCCUUCUGGUGGGCAGCCCGGUACAGUUAUCAUUGAGACUCCCGAGCCGGUCAAGGAAGCUGCAACCAAUACGUCUGGCCCUGAAGAUGUGUUUGUGACUAUCUACAGGCCGUACACUGGCACGGAACAGAUCACGGCUCCGGUAACUAUCACGACAAUUGCUCCAGUUUCUGGAACAGGCACCGUGAUCAUUGAGACUCUUGCACCGCAAACUGCCAGCACUGUCAAGAAUCACGGAACCUACCACAGUCACAACCAUUGCCCCAGUGUCUGGUACUGGAACGGUUAUCGUUGA
Messenger RNA from Fusarium graminearum PH-1, 5007 nucleotides. RefSeq lists its product as uncharacterized. The transcript is spliced from 3 exons. Lineage: Eukaryota; Fungi; Ascomycota; Sordariomycetes; Hypocreales; Nectriaceae. Bases 1 to 5007 code for a protein of 1668 amino acids. The record is from RefSeq and is a predicted model, not a curated record.